UCUGCAUCACCAGUCUCCCGUUAGUUUCCUUGGAAACGAGAAAAGGGUGGAGAAAGGAAUAAGGUGCAUCGAGCUGCGAAUAGAAAGGCGAGAGACGGAGGGGAAGGAAAGAGGCACCUGAACACAUGAUCACUUCCUAACGGCUGUUCAACUAUUGCCUGUUAGCCUACUUAUACUGCAGUAGACUGUAAAACAGCGAAAGGUGGACAAAUAAAAUAUAUCCUGCGACCGCUGCACAAACACGGAUCGACAUGUCAGAAAUUGUGCCCCCUGAAGUCAGACCAAAACCUGCCGUCCCAGCUAAGCCCUCUCAUGUGGCCCUGCCUUCUAGUGGUCCCUUUGUGUCUUCACCCCAAGGAACAGGGGGUGAAGGUCAAGGGUCAGGUCGAGGAUCUGCAUUGCUUGGAUACAUUGGAAUAGACACCAUCAUCGAGCAGAUGCGGAAGAAGACCAUGAAGACAGGCUUUGAUUUCAACAUCAUGGUGGUUGGUCAAAGUGGUCUUGGGAAGUCUACUUUAGUGAAUACUCUCUUUAAGUCACAGGUGAGCAGGAGGAGCACAAGCUGGAGUCGUGAUGAGAAGAUCCCAAAGACUGUUGAGAUUAAAUCUGUAUCUCAUGUGAUUGAGGAAGGAGGGGUGAAGAUGAAGUUAACAGUGGUUGACACACCAGGUUUUGGGGACCAAAUCAACAAUGAAAAUUGCUGGGAGCCCAUAUCCAAAUACAUCAAUGAACAAUACGAGAAAUUUUUAAAGGAAGAAGUCAACAUUGCUCGCAAGAAACGCAUCCCUGAUACCAGAGUGCACUGCUGCUUGUACUUCAUAUCUCCAACUGGACACUCGCUUCGCCAGUUGGAUAUUGAGUUCAUGAAACAUCUGAGUCGUGUGGUCAACAUCAUUCCUGUCAUAGCCAAGUCGGACACACUUACUCUUGAUGAGAAAACUGAAUUUAAACAGAAGGUGAGGAAGGAGCUGGAAGCGUAUGGGAUUGAGUGUUAUCCACAGAAGGAGUUUGAUGAAGACAUGGAGGAUAAGAGUGAUAAUGAUAAAAUCAGGGAGGCAAUGCCCUUUGCAGUGGUAGGAAGUGAUAAAGAGUACCAGGUCAAUGGCAAACGGGUUUUGGGCAGGAAGACAGCCUGGGGAGUGGUGGAGGUUGAAAACCCAAAUCACUGCGAAUUCUCCUUACUUCGUGAUUUCAUGAUUAGGUCUCACCUCCAGGACCUGAAGGAGGUCACUCAUAACAUCCACUACGAGACCUACCGUGCCAAGAGGCUCAACGAUAACGGAGGUCUGCACCCCAUCACCUCCUCUGGCCAAGACACACAAGAAAGCAACCUGUGAGGAAAUAACUGAGCGGCAUAGUAAGGAUGCAAGAGAAGACUAGGAUUCAUCUUGUAGUAAUUCAGCUGUGCAUGUUCAGAUGAUUUCAUCGCUGUGGAGGUUUUGUCCUUAUGCUCCUUUUAAUCCUUUGUGGAACUGGUCAUCAUCUCUUGUCGCACAAUCUUCGAAAAUUAGAAAAAGCCUUCCCCCGUUGCUGGCACUGCUGACUUUAGUGAGUGAGUUUGCUCGUGAUAAUCUUUUUCAGGUCUAAUAUGAUGGUACAUAGCCUUGUGCAAAAGCAUUUGUAAUUGGAAAUAGCCCAUCAUUGGCAUAUCUGUCCUCUACUGGAACCUCUGUUAGACUCAUUUGAUCAGUUUUAUAUUGUUAGAAGGGGAAUUGCACUGCCACUGCAGCCUGCAGCUCAACGGGCCUUAUUUAUUAAAACAUUUAGCACACUUUUAGUACCUAUGCCAAUUAAACAUACUCAAGUUAUGAGUAACAUGCAAGUGUUUUAAUAAGUAUUUCAUCUCUUUGGCCCUAUAAGGGAACAGCGGGGUUUCUCUAAGUAAAUUAGAUUCUGUAGUACUACCGUUGUUUUACCUUUGCUGUGUAACUCUGCCAAAGCAAGUCUCAGAGGACUCUGAAGUGACCACUGAAGUAUAUACCUACAGAUCAUUCCAAACAGGUACAACAGUUUAAAUGCACGCCAGGAUUUCCAGUGGCUUUAAAUAGCUUUCCAGCAGCCAAUUAAACUUCAAGAGGAAACCGAAAGAACACUGAUUAAAAACGAUCAGUGCCUUUACCAAAUCAAGAGUUGUAGUUUUGAGGUUUUUCUUCAGCACAUUUUGUAUGGACACACCCCACAAAAAAUUGUAAAGCUGUAUCAACAUUUUUCAAAUGGUAAAACGAUCAAACACA
Molecule: messenger RNA, 2234 nt
Organism: Carassius auratus (goldfish)
Lineage: Eukaryota; Metazoa; Chordata; Actinopteri; Cypriniformes; Cyprinidae
Product: neuronal-specific septin-3
Exons: 10
Coding region: 252-1337 (361 amino acids)
Molecular function (GO): GTP binding
Source: RefSeq, a predicted model, not a curated record